Adineta steineri is the source of this 759-nucleotide messenger RNA. NCBI's taxonomy places the organism in Eukaryota, Metazoa, Rotifera, Eurotatoria, Adinetida, Adinetidae. The record is from the annotation of a GenBank genome assembly.
AUGCUCGUUUUGCUAAUUAUUUUAUUGUUGUCAAUAGACGUUGCACAUACUCUACAAUGCAUAACCAAUUGUUCAAUUGGAAACUUUCGUUUUGAUGAACCAAUUAGUAUUCCUGAUGGUCGAUGUCAACAACGUAAAUCAAAAUCGGACUGUACUAUGAGUUUAAAAUUUCUGUAUCAUCAGCACACGUAUAAUGCAGAAUUUGAUACUAUUGUACUACCAUCGGAUUUCAUUUACAUUUCCUCUGGAUCCUAUUUGUUUUAUACCAUCAGUUAUGAAUGUUCAAAACAAACUGAUUGUGUGUUGACAUAUGCACAAAAUAGAAUUAAUGAAAUGACUCGUCGCACCUACAAUGCAAAUCGUAUAUAUGGACAACUAGCACCUUUUAUACAAAAUUCUACAAGACAGGGAUCGAUUCAGUGUUACAAUACCAGAAAUCAGAUUAUUGAAUGUUCACCUUCAGAAAGUUGCUCUCUAGAUUAUGAUCAACGAGCAAAGAAGGUCAGAUCUCGUGGUUGUUCAUCUGAUAAAGAUCCUACUGUUUCUAUGUACGAUGGCAAAUCAUAUUCAUCUUUUGAUGUUUCAUGUAAUCGCAAUUUAUGCAAUGAUGAUGCAACAUUUGAACAAAUCAAAACUAUUUUUGUUAAUAAUGGUUUAACCGAUGAUAAUGGACGACGAAUUGCUGCAGGAACAAAAGAGAUGGCUUCGAUUUUUUUAAUUCUAUUACCUUUCAUUUCUAUCAUUGUUUCUUAUUUUUAA